AUGGGAACUGAGUGUACAUCUCACAAUGUUGCACAAAAAUCAUACGGUGAUUUGUUAAAUGAGACUCAAAAUAUACGAAAUACGUUUGAGAAAUUUACCGAUGAAGAUCGUAAGAAGAAUAAAUUGAGAUUAAAAGCUAUUAUUUAUGCAGUCCGUUGGUGUGCCUUUCAAGCAAUUGCAUUUAGAGGUCAUAAUGAAAGACCAGAUUCCAUUAACAAAGGAAAUUUCCUUGAAAUGUUGGAGGCAAUUUGUUCUUUUAACAAUGAGAUGAAAGAAUUGUUUUGUACUGCUCCUAAACAUGCAUCAUAUACAUCACCAACAAUUCAAAAGGAGAUUUUAAACCUUAUUUCUAAUAGGGUGAGACGGAUGAUUUGUGAGGAGAUUGAUGGUGGAAAAUUUUGUUUACUUGUUGAUGAAGCACGUGACGAGUCUAACAGAGAACAAAUGUCUAUUGUUUUGAGACUCGUAAAUAAAGAUGGCGCUAUUAUGGAGCGUUUCUUUGGACUUGUUCAUGUUCCCGACUCUACAUCACAAACUUUGAAGGAUAGAAUAUAUUUUCUAUUGACACAUAACAAUCUUGAUUUUAAGUCGAUUCGUGGCCAAGGGUAUGACGGUGCAAGCAAUAUGCGAGGUCAUUUCAAAGGUUUACAAGCAUUGAUUUCAAAGGAUUGUCCAUUUGCAUAUUAUGUUCAUUGUUUUGCUCAUCAAUUGCAAUUAGCAUUAAUGGUUGCUUCAGAAGGAGUUAUUGUGGUGCAAAAGUUUUUUACUAAAUUAUCUUUUGUUAUCAACGUCGUUGGUGCUUCUUCCAAGCGUUCCGACCAACUAAGAGAUGCACAAGCCAAACAAAUGGCAUAUUUUAAAUCUAUUGGUGAGUUAGAGACUGGUAGAGGCCUCAAUCAGAUUGUUAUUGAGGAUGACAUUGGUUCGAUCAAAGGAGAUGCAGAUUCAGCAUAUGAGACUAUUACUACAUUUGAAUUCAUUUUUGUUCUAGAUCUCGAGAAAGAAAUAAUGGAGAUCACAGAUUUACUUUGCCAAGCUUUACAAAGAUAA
Messenger RNA from Lactuca sativa (garden lettuce), 1050 nucleotides. RefSeq lists its product as uncharacterized. NCBI's taxonomy places the organism in Eukaryota, Viridiplantae, Streptophyta, Magnoliopsida, Asterales, Asteraceae. The record is from RefSeq and is a predicted model, not a curated record.